AGUGCCACGUUGAUGGAGACCAGUGGGGACGUGGAAAUCUGUCUUGAGUCCGCAACCGGGACCCGGUAGCCUGUUCUUCUGUUUGUACAACCGUUAAUCGCCGACUAGAAGCAGAAGGGGAACUCAAACGGGAGGAGGCUGUUUGUGUCGGUCUUUUUUUAUGUGUGCGUUUAGAGAAGUGAAGGUAAGCAGCUUCAGCGGAGGACUAAGAUCUCUGUCUGUGUGUGUAUGUGAGUAACUGUUCUUCUUCUGCUGCUGCUUUAUUUUCCUGCACAGGCUGCUAGCAGGCAGCUACUAACGUCCCCCUGCAGCUUCAGGACAUGCUGUACCAAAGCAAAGUCAACAUACAGGAACAGUGGCAUUAACCUGCAGACUUUACUCUUAGUUUACACUUGUGUAUCUCUUCAUAUUAUUAAAACUGUUCUCACUGCUGUUUGAGGCUUUUACUUUAACUGGCCCAUCAGCUGUUAGCUCUCUGCUAGCCUGGUUUGUACUUUUUGUUUGCCUGUGUCAACCUCAAAACGAUUAAAGUAUAUAUUUGCCUCCUUUAAUAUAAUACAGAGCUUAAGUGAUCAUUAGUCUUAUUUAAAGCAUACUGUUAUCUGUAACUUCUAUAUUUAUUAAGCCUAAAUGGAGAAAUGCACUUUAUUAAAGUGGGAGUAAUGUGUUUAUUACUACAUUUUUACCCCCUUUCUUAUUAAGGGGACCUAGUUUUAGUAUUUAAGAACUGGUUUAGUGGUGCGAAAGCCUGCCUUCACAAAACACUUAUACCCUACAGCCUGUUUAAGCCACACGCCUCCUUUAAAAUAAUUCAACAGGACAAAAAAAAUACGAUUUCAUGUCAUUGUGUGUGUGCAAAAUGCAGAUAUUUGUCACACACAAGCAUUUACAGUUAAAUGCAUUUAAAAACAACACCUUUAUAUGACAUGAAACCCGCUGCCAAGGUUCAGAAACUGUAACAAUUACCAGUACAAUUCAUGGCUUUUGUUGCCAUCAGUUUCAACAACUUUUAAAGGUUAAAAAAAGAGAAAUAUAUCCGGAAGAAACUGACAAUGGUGUUUUUAUUGCAAAUGCACACAGAAUUCUGUUAACAAAAACUAUGGGUAAGCAGAGUAUUAGUUGUUUUUGUUUUAGUUGUUGUUUUUAUAUGCAUUUGAAAACAACAUGUUUAUUUGGCAAGAAACCCUCUAAAACACUCAAUUUAUACAGUAUUUUAAAGAAGAUGCAGUAGAGUUACAUUAAAGGGUGAAUAUAAGGCAAGUUUAUUCAUGCAGCACAUUUCAGCAGCAAGGCAAUUCAAAGAGGUCAGAAAAUUGUAUGGGAGUAAAGCACUAAUAAAGACUUGAAGAGGGCAAACCUGCUCCAGACCACUUCAGAGAUCAUGAUUAUGCAGAAAAGGACAAAAUGAUAACAGUUUUUCACCUUUUCUCACUUGAAAUGCUGUGUGAUUAGAAUUUUCUGCUUACCCAUAAUUUAAAAGCAGAUUUCUGUAUGCAUUUGCAUCAAAAACAUAAUUUUCUUUCUGAUAUAUUUCUCUCUUUUGUAGCCUUUAAGUUUGUAGUAACUAUCGGCAACAAAAGUCUUGAAUUGUUCUGGUAAUUGUUACAGUUUCUGAACCUUGGCAGCCUCAAAAUAAGAGUGCAGUUGAUUUAAACCUCUCUUCAACACAAGGGGCUGAUUUUCUGCAGAGCUUACACUCUAUUUAAUAUAAAAACACGGUGCUAUAAAACUGUCAAACUCAGCGUUCAUGCGCAUGAGUGCAUUAAAAGACUUGCUAAUCACUUGGACUGCUUCUCCUGUCCAUACUUGCAGUAAAAUAUCCAUGGGGUGAAAAAUCUGCAUGUUAAAUCGGUUUGGUGGAUUGUAGUUGGUCUGGAUUUGAAGCACAGAAAUGUUCCCAUCCUGCAGCUUUAGCUCAGGGAGGAAACGCUGUUUUAAAAAGAGGCUAAACACCAAACCUGCUGCAUUCUCACGUCUCACAAAGCUGGACUACAAAUGAGUAUGAGGAUGUUGUGGACCUGUCCUUUUUAGCAGAAACAUGUUUUUCUUCAUGCCAGAUGAUUGUAAUCCCUCAGCAAUAAUUGUUGCAAGAAUAAUACAUUUGUGAACUUAUUUUUCCAGGAUGAAACUCAAAGAGAUCAAGCGCACAGCUAUCCAGAGCUGGAGUCCUGCACAGCAUCACCCCAUCUACCUUGCUACAGGUAUGAGCCUGCUGCAAACAGACUCCGUGAUGCAGACGCAGCUGCAGCUAGCUGUAUCUUGACCUGACGUCAUAUCAUUUCAGUCAAAUGUUCCAAACACUUAAGCUAAUGAGUCACAGAGUGUGCACCACAUAAUGACAGGGAGCUGCUUGAGUUUUCUGUACUGAAAAAACUCUCGAAGAGGUCUACCACUCACUCUGAAUUUGGACAUUAAAUAGAAGGUUUCUGCUUCUGUGUGAGGAAUGAAAACAUCACAGUCAGAGAUGGCGGGCGUCAAUAUGCUGCUAAAGUCUCGUACUUUUUUUCCUGAUUUCAGCUGGCAGCAAAACUUCUGCUUGUGUUUCUGAUCAAGCUAAUAUCAGAUCUGUUUCUCUCUCUGCAGGAACUUCAGCUCAGCAGCUGGACGCCUCCUUCAGCACAAAUGCCUCCUUGGAGUUUUUCGAGCUGGACUUGACUGAUCCGAAUCUGGAUAUGAAGUCAUGUGGCAGCUUUGCCUCUUCUCACAGGUAUAUGAAACUGCUGCAGACUCAGAUCUCACCUUUGAUGGCCAUGACGUAAUCUCCAAACCAGCUUUCAAUCAGCUGAAACUAUAUUUGACAAGCUCAGAGACUACCAAACAGCUGAUGAGAUUUAAAAAGGCCCACCUCUGCCUCUCAUCACACCGCGUCUCCUUUCCUUCCACAGAUAUCACAAACUGGUCUGGAGUCCAUAUGGGAUGGACUCUGACGCUCACCAAGCAGGGGUCCUGAUCGCAGGAGGGGAGAACGGUAACGUGAUCCUGUACGAUCCUGCAAAGAUCAUGAGCGGAGCGAGCGACGUGAUCAUCGCUGAGAGCGCUCUGCACACAGGUCCGGUGAGGGCGCUCGACAUCAACCCGUUUCAGGUGAGAUCUUUUUGCCCCCUCAAUAAUCAGCUGUAAAUUAAAGCAGAAGCAGUGAUUGAUUUUGUGUGACAUGGCCGUAUGUUGUGUUAUUUUCUCUGCUGCAGACAAACCUGGUGGCUUCAGGUGGGAAUGAGUCCGAGAUCUACAUCUGGGACAUGAAUAACUUCGGCUCUCCAAUGACUCCAGGACCAAAAUCUCAGGUAUUUUAGUUUUGGUUAUUAUUUCAACAACCUGUGUGGAUGUUUUAUUAAAUUCAUAUCAGUCUGAAAAUGGUUUCAAGUAAUAGAAACCAUGUUGUGUUUUGUCUUGAAGCCUGUAGAGGACAUCAGCUGUGUGGCGUGGAACAGACAGGUCCAGCACAUCCUCGCCUCUGCCAGCCCGGGCGGCCGAGCUGCAGUGUGGGACCUCCGCAAGAACGACCUCAUCAUCAAAGUCAGCGACCACAGCAACAGGGUACGUCGCGUCACACGUGCUGUCAGGUUCAGCUUUCCCACAGUCCUCUGCUGCUGCUGCUGACUCACCUGAAUCCUUCACCUACAUGUUUAUUUGUUUUUAGAUGCAUUGCUCUGGACUCGCCUGGAACCCCGAAGUGGCCACUCAGCUGGUCGUGGCCUCAGAGGACGAUCGGAUGCCGGUCAUCCAGAUGUGGGAUUUACGUUUCGCUACCUCUCCUCUCAAGAUUUUAGAGAAUCACACACGGUAAACACACCUGUCACAUCAAGCACAAAAAAACUCACUUUCAGGAUGUGAUUAGUGAUUUGUAAAGCGUUGCCUUUCUUCACAGAGGUGUUCUCGCCAUCGCCUGGAGUUUGGCAGAUCCUGAGCUUCUGCUGAGCUGUGGGAAAGACAGCAGGAUCCUCUGCUGGAAUCCAAACACAGCGGAGGUCAGAGUUUCCCGCAAAUGUCAGUGACAUGCAGUUAAUCGACAGCUUUAAUGUCGUCCCUGUGAUUAAAUCAUCUGCUCCACUCUUCAGGUUUUGUAUGAGCUCCCCACCAGCAGUCAGUGGUGCUUCGACAUCCAGUGGUGUCCGAGGAACCCGGCUUUGCUAUCAGCCGCGGGAUUCGACGGACAUAUCGACAUUUACUCCAUCAUGGGUGGAAGUAACCAGGCACAGAGUCAGAGACACGCUGACCAGGUUAGAUUUAUCAGUUAUCUCAGUGAAGCUGUAGCUGUAACGUGUAUUUAAGCGCCUCUUAAGUCUGGCUAACUUCUCUCUAACAGAUCAGCACCUCUUUCGGGAACAUGGAUCCUUUUGGGACGGGACAAACUCUGCCCCCGCUGCAGCUGCCUCAAACAGCCGUCACUACAGCGACGGUCACCCCCCUGAAGAAACCUCCGAAGUGGAUUCGCAGACCUGUCGGGGCCUCAUUUGCUGUGAGUCCUCGUUCUUCACGUCACGUCAGUUUGACCAACUUUGAUUUUAAACUCUUGACUCUCUUCGUGUUUCCUCUUCUCUGUAGUUUGGUGGAAAAUUGGUGUCUCUGGAGAACUCGAGGCCAAACCCUCAGCAGCUCCAGCAUCCCACCGCUCAUGUGGUCCACGUCAGUCAGGUUGUGACAGAAACGGACUUUCUGACGCGCUCCGAUCAGCUGCAGGCCACGCUGAGUUCAGGGAGCUUCGUGGACUUCUGCCAGGGGAAGAUCGACGCUGCUGAGAAUGAGUUUGAGAGGACAGUUUGGUCGUUUCUGAAGGUGAAAUACAAACAAAAACCUUUCCCAAAAACAACGCAAUUAACUUCUUAUCAAUAAAUAAUGGUUUUUAUUUUCUUUUAAGUUUGCAUCUUUUGUGUUUUCAGGCUAAUUUUGAAAGUGAUAUCCGCAGCAGAUACCUGGAACUUCUGGGAUACAACAAAGAGGAGCUCGCCUUGAAGGUCAGUCGAAUCUCUUGAAGUGUUUUUAUGACCCUUUUUAAAACGUUUCUUGUCAUAAUUUUUUUUUUUUUUUCACCAGAUUUCUGCAGCACUAGAAGAAAAACCUGCUGAUCCUCCACAGGUGAGACUAUUAAGAGCUCUUACAGUUAAAGUGAAUUUAAAGGAGCAGUACAACAUUAAGUUAAAGCGUCGGAGUCUUUCAGCAGGUGUUUUUGGGAUGAUUUUGUCUUUGUUGACAGAUAUUAGCUGCACCAGAGGAAAUACCUGCUGACCCUCCACAGGUGAGCUUUUAUUUAUUCAUGUUAAAGUCAAACUAAAAAUAAGAAAUAUACAGUGAUGGAAGAAGCAGAAAACUAAGAGAGCCUAUCUAAAGCCUCCUCUGAAAUAAUGUUUGAAUAUCAUAAAUCAGGGGUGUCAAAGUCAAAUGGACGGAGGGCCAAAUAAAAAAUUUAGCCACAAGCCGAGGGCCGGACUGAUGGAAUGUUCAUUGAAAAUUUUUUAAAUGACGCAUAUAGUCUACUGAACCUAAUUGAACCUACUGAAAACCUAACAAAUAUAUUCCAAUAUGAUCAGAUAAAUAAAGCAAUAUUUUCUUCUGGCUCUGUCAGUAAUCUUUAAUUUUCAACAGACACAAAAGACAAAUUUCCUUUAUAUAAAAAUCCCCAUAGCAUGAACAUUAAAUGAAAGAAACCGGUAUUAUUCAAGGCACCAUCAGUAGCCUAUAUUUUCUAUUUUAGCAAAAGUGGGCUAAAUUUACUUCAAAGAAAAAAAUAAUAACAGCAAUUUUCUAUCAUCCACUCAACUGAAAUAUUUUUAAAAUAUAAUUUUGUUUUUGUCCGCGUGUUUCGUUUCAUAAUGUCGUCUCAGAUUAUACUCUUUCAGUACCGCCACACUUUCUCCACACAGAAGACACACAGGUUUUCCAGCUACCUCCGUGAACAUAUACUCAGACUCCCACCUUGUUUGAAACCCCCGGUUCUCAGUGUCCACCUUCCGUUUUGCCAUUUUUGAUGGGUAUCUGAAAGUUAAUUUUACUGUUAUGCUGACGACUGCUGUGCUAAUAAAUAUUGAAAUGAAGCAGCCUACUGCUCGGUGCAUCACCGUUGCAUUGUGGGAAAUGUAGUAUUGGUGCGUGUAAAAGAUCUGCGGGCUGCCGGCUUGCUGCGGUCUGCGGGCCGGUUCUAAUAAUAAAUCAAGAUCAUCCCAGGGGCCGUAAAAAACCUUCUCUUGACUCUGACAUAUGUGUCAUAAAUAAAAAAACACCAAAUUGACUAGCAAAAAAGUAGAUCAAUAGUGCAUUUUAAAGGGACAGCAUAACAUUUUCUGAAAUGCAUUAUUUGCAGUUCUUCAAAGAGUAAAUCCUCUUAAGUGGCACUCACACCUAACGUGAGUAAAAUCAUCUACCCGCUUAAUUCACACGAAUCUAAAUGCGUAAAUGAAUAGUAUUUCCUCGCUUCAUUUGCACGUCAACGACAAUUUUAACUGUAAUCCCUGCCAAUUCAACUGGCGGGAUCAAGUGAUAGACAAAGGUUUUUUACAAUUUACCAGGUAAUCCGACCUCCUCACUCACUUGAGCAGGCUCCUUUUUAUUCUGGUUUCGGUAAUUAAAAGAAAAGGUAUCAUAUAAUUCGGGGCACCCACACGCCAACACAACCGUUUCAGUGCUGUGUUUAAGUUACUUCAGAACUCAGAUGUCAGAGCUAAAAAUUAGACCAUGCCCGGGUUCCCAGCAUUUCAGUUACAAAGUCAGAAAAAAGCAAAAUCGGAGGCCUGAAACAAAAUGGCUACAUCAAUGAAAGUUAUUUUAGCGCUUGCCUCGAACGCAGCAUAAUACGUCACCUGGCAACCCUCGUGCUAAUUAGUUAUCGUGACGCGAAUAUCCGCUCAAGUUGAGACAUUUUCCGCUCCCGCCCGAUUCGCGUCCUUCAUGAUAGUAGAAGUGUCCAAUCAUGUCGUUGCAUUGACUUAACGUAAUUCAUUCGCGCGAAUGAUUUUACUCAUGCUUGACGUAUGGAGACAGUUAGAGAGAUUUAGAAAAAACUUCCAUUAUGUUCGUCAAUUUUGAACUUAGAUUCAGGAAGCUGUUUGCUUUUGUUAGCUUAGCACAAAGACUGUAAAGAGGAGCAAACACCGAGCUUGAAUGUGUUCAAACAAAGAAAGUCCAUCUCCUCUCACCUCCUACCUUCACUCAUGGUAGCUUUGUCCGGGGGCAGAAUUUUGUUAUCAGGAUAACUGUGGAGUAUUAUUGUAAAAAUAAUGUCUGUGUCAGUCUUUUAUCAAAUGUCUUUCAAUGUAUUAUGUGAUAAAUGUUUCCUCUUUGUUUCAGAUUUUAGCAGAACCAGAAGAAACUCUUGCUGACGCUCCACAGGUGAGUUUAAGAGCAGACACUCGAGACUUAUGCAAAGCUCCUUUUUGUAGCAUGAACUCUUGGACAUAAAACAGCACAAUAAAAAUGAACUAUAAUGACUGAAACAACAUUUGAGAAACUUAUUUAAAGUUUCAUAGAUGAAAUUAAAGCCGCUCUUCCUCAAACCCUCAGGAGGACGUUCCUCCUCCUCCAGCUGCCUUGCAGCCUUUCAUGGACCUCAGCCUGGUGCCUCCCAUCGACACUCCUGAAGCAGCGUUCGACAUGAUCGCUGCAGCCAACCUCCAGCCUGCUGCAGCCACUCUAGAUCUACAACCCACUCCUGACCCGGAACCUGAAGAACCUGCAGAGACUGAAAAAGCUGCAGAGCCAGAAACAGCUGCAGUAGAACCAGAACCAGAAGCAGGAGAUGAUCUGCUGGCGGAACUAGAGGAAAACAUGGACCAGGUUCUUCUAGAAGAAGAGGAGGAGAUCCCCCUGGAGGAGGUAGCUCUUCACUCCACAACUUUAAAAUAAAAAAGACAGUUGAUGUUCAUACUUAUGCAUGGUGAUUCUAGACUGUACCCAGUCUGAACUGGAUCUGGAGCUUUGAUUUAUUGAACUCCUGAUGUUCAGUAUCUGCAGAAGGUUUUUCACAGUUAGUAUAAAAGUCCUGUAGAAGGACUAAACCAAAUACCUGAUGGGAUGUUUCUCUGGUGUUUCAGAAGGUGGAAGCUCUGGUACAAGAGGAAACCAGUCCUGCUGAGGUCUUAGCUCCAGUCGAGGAACCCGCAGAAGCACCAGCUCCAGAACCUGUUCUCUUUGACGAACUUAUCCAGGCUCCUGCUCCAGAACCAGUUCUCUUUGAUGAACUUAUCCAGGCUCCUGCUCCAGAACCAGUUCCCUUUGACGAACUUAUUCAGGCUCCUGCUCCAGAACCGGUUCUCUUUGACGAACUCAUCCAGGUUCCAGCUUCAUCUUCAGAACCAGAUCCCUUUGAGGAGCUCAUCCAGGCUCCUGCUCCAGUUGCAGAGCCAGAUCCAGUUCUUAUCGAGGAACCUGCCGAGGUUCUCGCUCCAGUUUUAGCCCCGUCUCCUGUUCCUGCUCCGGCUCCUGCUCCCACUCCGGCCCAUGAAGGAGGAGUCACCCUCAGCAUCAGUCAAGGUAGGAACUCCUAAACCAGCUGAGAUCCCCUUCAGGUCCUGGAUGUGUUGGUUUUUGUCUAAAUCCUGGACUCGAUGGUUUUUCUGCAGAUGUGGACGGUCUGAUCACCCAGGCCCUGCUAACCGGAGACUUCGAGGGAGCGGUCGAGCUCUGUCUCCAUGACAACCGCAUGGCAGACAGCAUCAUUCUCGCCAUCGCUGGAGGACCAGAGCUGUUAGAGAAAACCCAGAAGAAAUACUUUUCCAACACACACAGCAAAAUCACAAAGGUAAGAGCGAGUUUAAAACCAGUUUUAGGUUUUGAUCGAGUCCGUCUCAGAUGGUCUAACAGAGUCUUCUCCUCCAGCUGAUCAGCGCGGUGGUGCUGAAGGACUGGCACGACAUCCUGAAGACCUGCGAGCUGCAGAACUGGAAGGAGGCUCUGGCUGCCGUCAUGACCUACGCCAAGCCAGAGGAGUUCUCCUCACUCUGUGGUCAGGACCAGUAUUUAGAUAAUCCUGCUCUGAAAUGAGUUUUGCUGACAUUUAUUUUGGAUCCUUUUCUACCUUUUUUUUUCUUUUAAAUCAAACUGAACAUCUGUGUUUGUCAGAUCUCCUCGGGGGCAGACUGGAGACAGCAGAAGAUUCCCAGCUGCAGGUUCAGGCCUGUCUGUGCUACAUCUGUGCUGGAAACGUGGAAAAACUCGUGUCUUGUUGGACCAGAGCGCAGAACGGACACAGUCCGCUCUCUCUGCAGGUGGGACGAAAAUUAAACUGCAGCUCUGUUUCUGAUUUGUUUUGGUGUGUGAAAGUGACACAGGUCUCUUUCUGGUGACUUUAGAGCUUUUUAACCCAGUCAGGGAUUUUAUUUUGGCGUUUUCAGACACCAGAAAGCUUUAGGAACUUUUGCCCGCUCUUUUAUCAGUUUCAGAGACGGAUACUUAGUUAGUGAAGACUAGGGUUGCAAAGGGGCGGUAAAUUUCCAGAAACCGUCCAUGGGAAGUUGAACUGGGGAAUUUUGGAAAUAUUCCAAAUUGGAAACUGUAGAAUAAAAUAACUAAAAAGCUGGUAAAAACACUGUUACGUCCUGAUAGGCUAGGGGUACUCAGGACUAACAAAAAUAGCAAUUGAAAAACCAGGCAAGGAUGGAAAUGGCAAGAAUAUACAAUAACUCAAGUAUUUUAAUAACGAAACUCAGGUCAGCACUACCACAAACGUAAAACAAUCCUCACAAAACCAAGGACGAUAAUAAUUAUAACACAAAGCGAUCCUCACAAUAACAGGACAACUACCAAUAACAGGUGACAGCUACAAAAACUCACUAAAAGGAAAUAAAAGAGACACCACUCUGUCUAAACAAAGAUAAAUCACUUUUCCAAUCACUAUUGACUCACUUUUACAUGCAGACACAUUCACACAGGUACUCACACACAUAUAUUCGUAACAAACACUGAUGCAGUGGCAUGAACAGAAAUAUAGUUGGCUAAACAACUGGGAUGGUCUUCAAAAUAUUUAACUAUCGAUGUAUGAAUUAUUGUUCGGUUACAGAAAAACCGUCUUGCAGGAGUCAGAAGAAACAGCAUCACAUUCGAGGAAGCUACCACCACCAUAAUAAGCUAGCCCCUUAAAUGGUCAAAUCAAAUAGUUUCUAAAUGUAAGCUAUUUUUCAUUUCAUUAAUUUUUUCAAGUUAAAUAAAAAUACUUUUACAGAUCAAAUAUAUUUACCCUAAAGUAUUAUCAAAACUCACUUGACUUUCUAAGGUCCGUGGCCUCAAAUGUCUUGUGCUUUGGGCCUCCAGGGUUCAAGAAAUUAUCUGUGCAUGUCAUUGAGGAGUGAACUUGCAAUAAAUCUGGUUGUUUUAGCCAAGAUUAUGCUACAAUAUAUUUUCACCAACUAUAUUUAAGUUCCCUGUUGAUGGCCAACCUUCAAUUUUGUAAAGUUUAGAUAUAUUCCCGUAAAUUCCCAUGGAAAGUUUCCAACUUUGAAAAUUUCCAGAAUAUUGCAACCCCAGUGAAGACUAAAAAUCAUCGAGCUGACCGAGUGUAAUUUUGAAUAAACCCUCCGUUUGUAGCUGAUACAGACUGUGUUCUCCCCUCAGGACCUGGUGGAAAAGGUGACGGUUCUAAGGCGUGCAGUUGAGCUGACGCAGCAAUCCGGCGCCUCCGCCAUCGGCAUCCUGAUGGCUGAGAAGAUGAGUCAGUACGCCAACCUGCUGGCCUCCCAAGGGAGUCUGUCCACCGCCAUCACCUAUCUGCCCGACAACACCAACCAGGUGAGGACUCAGGUCCACAAUAACAGAUCUAGACAGUGUGAUCGACUCAACAUGAUGGCGUUUGUACAUUCUUGUCCAGAUUAGAGGAAUACCUCAAACACUAUAACGUCUAUUUACACAUAUUUAGAGUCGACAAACAGGUUUCAAAUGUUUUCUAAACGCUUCAUUAGUUUGUUUCAGCCUGCAGAUGCAAAACAGGCACUAAGUGCUGCAAAGUGACAUUUCAUUUUAACUGUGUGUUUACUAGAAGUGUGUGUUUUUGCAGUUUGUCAGCUCAAGUUAUAAAAAUGAUUUUUUUCAGAGUAAACCCAGCAGAAACACUUAUGUCACUUUUUUUAGGAGUGAGUCUCAUAAAAAAAAAAAAAACAGGUUAAUAAUAUUUCUUGAAAGGCAAAAUCACUCUUCCUGUUAUGGCCUCAAUGCAGCAGGUAUUCAUUAUAUUUCUAAAGAGAUUAAGAGUCUUGAAACCAACAGUGAUGUGAUUUGAGUUAAUCAGAGUGUGAACUUCUGAGACUCAAACACCCACCUGAGUUCACGUUUCACCCUCCAGGUUGCCGUUCAGCAGCUUCGGGAUCGUCUCAGUCGGGCUCUGGGACAGGCGGCGGUGCCGGCGCCGGCUCCAGUAACUCCAGCAGCUCCAGCAGGUCCUGCAGCUCCAGCACAAACCCCGAGAGUUCAGCCUCAGCAGCCUGUACCUUACCGGCACGGCUCAGCUCUGCCCCCGCAGCCCUUCAACCCGGCGCAGCCCCCCAUGGUGCCUCAGCCCUCUGCAGCUGCUCCAGUCCCCGCACCUACACCUGCUGCCCCCGCCCCGUCACAGCAGCAGUAUUACCAGCCUGUACGUACCUCUGACUUUACAGUUCACGUCCUCACACGGUUUACUUUUCUAUAAGCCUGAAUCAGAGCAAAACUUCAUGGUCAUUAAAUUUUCACAUAUUAAGAUUGAAACAGUUUUAAGUGAGAGUGUUUUUACCUCCUCCAAAGACAGGAAACAUGUUCAAGUCAGACACUUGAGGACGGAUUUUUAUAAAAAGUUCGUAGUCUUCAAAAUUCCUGAUAAAGCUUCAACACUUUACAAAUCUUUCUACCAGACUUUAAAAUAAAAAACCCAAGUUUUUAGAUGAUCUCAGUUAAAGCAGGUUAAUAGAUAAAGGGGAAACUUGUGCUGUCAUCACAUCAGACUCACUUUAAGUUGCUGCAUUUCAUCAGAUUUAUUUGUCCAGAAACAUUCACUCUGAUUUCUUUGAUACAGAAACUAGUUCCUGUUACUACACAUGCUAUUGGAACAGUUCCUUGUUGCAGAAUCAUAAGAAAAAGAGAAAUUUGCACUUUAAGUUGAAGUCACUACAUCGGGGAUUGAAUGCAUCUUUUGAGUUUUAGGCUUAAUUCCUGCAAAAACUUUUAAUUUGAAUCUGGAAAUGCAAAAAAAAAAAAAAACUUCAAUCAGAAUCUUUAAUCAGACAAAGAUUGUUUAUGAGAGGAAGAUGCUCCUCUCUGUAACACUAAAUAAUAUAAUUUGUUGUAGUUAGGACCUGACUUGAGAGAUCAUAGCAAACAGGGAGAUAAACACCAUGUACUGUGUGCAAAUAAUACUUUGAUAAACCGAAUUAAACCAAACUAGAAUAUCAAGUUCAAUAUUUACCAACUAAGAUGAGUAAAACUUAAGAAUUAAUCUGAUUAAGUUAAACAAAAUAGCUGUAAAGUAUGUGUACAUUGCGUUAAAAUACUGUAAGUUAACAUAACUAAUAUUUGCAGCUGACAGUUGUGAUAUAAAAAAAACAUAUUAAUAAGGAGUUUAAAACAUGUCUUGUGCAGUAAAUAACUUUAUCAUCAGCAUAUAAUCAAAACAUGUUCUGGGGACGUUAAGACAAAUACUGUUGAUGUUAAUUGUAAAUGUCAGUGGUCCCAAAACAGAGCCCUGGGGCACACCGGUUAUAAUUGUUAAAAUGGGUCAGAGGUCAAGCCUUCAGUCUGCUCACUCUGUGAUCAGUUUUAUAACUCAUUUUCAAUCCAACAGAUUGAUAUGACAGUCCCGUGGUCUCCAUUUCAUAUUUGCAAACAGUAAAUUUCAGCUUGAUAAACUUUCAGCUCAUGGAUACCGGUUUGAGAGAAUCAUUAUGUUGCUGCUAAAAUAUGAAGUUUUUCAGUUUUUGUAUUUAGCCCCUCAUAAAUAUUCACAAAAACUCCGAAAAUCAGAAAAGAUGAACAUCAGAUCAUUGAAUUUAGUUCAAGUUUUAAGUUGGUUUAGUAAAAGCUCCAUCCCCGUCACAGUCCAGCUGUCCUCCUAGUGACGUCUUCAUCGCUCUCUUUGUGUUGGAGUCAUCUCAUUAAUUUGGUUUCCAUGGUAGCCAGGGUUUAAAUCACAUACUGGUUUAUAAAUGUGUAGUUGGAUUAUAAAUGGUAAUCUGUUCACUGUUGGGGGGUCUGGAUCUGUAUGCUUGUUGUAUCUUUUAACUGUGGGGCAUUUGUGAUUCUGUCAUUUGAACCCUGGCUCUGCUCCUGUGGUGUUUGGUCCCCCCUCCUCCCCUCCCCCCUCAUUCCGCGGCCGUCACUCGUGUGUGCGGUGCAUGUGUGUGUGUGCGUCUGUGUGUGUGUCUCUAUGUGCUUCAGGUGAGGGCUGCCUCCACUGUUACCUCCUGGAGUAACCAAACUCCAACAGCCCUCCCCAAUGUCCCUCCUCCUCCUCUUCAGGCAGAGCAGCAGGUACAAACUAACCUAAACACACACACCUGACCUCAACACACACCUCUUUACUUCUCUGCUGAUGUUUUUGUACAGGCUGACUUCAGUUCUUUAAAAGUAUUGAUACUCACACUCAUACCUGAUACCUCCAUAAACCCCACCAGGAGUCUGUAGUUAUUCUGGUGACAUCUGUUACCUGCUUUUCUUCAUCACGUCCCCAUCAACUGCUCUGUUUAUUGUCAUCUGUGAUCAUUCACUGCGUUUACUCAGUAGUACAUAAAUACCAGUUAUUAAAGAAAAAAAUUUGUGGGCAAAAGUCUGGAUUCCAACAUCAUAAUUUUAAUUCUGAGGUCAAAGACAGACUUCUAAUAUCAGGUUUAGAGUUUAGCAUCAGUAUUUUGAGGGAAAAUGUCUGAAUUUUAUUAAUGUUCCAGAUUUCAAAGUCGAAAGUCAAAUUUCCAGUUUUAAUCACAGAGCUCAAUCACAGAGUUUUAAUCACAGAGCUCAAAAGUGAAUUCUGAAUUCUGGGGUUAAAGUCGAAGUUCUGAUUUCCAACUUUAAUCGCAGAGUUUCAGAAUAAAGUAGAAUUCUAGAAAUAAAGACAGAGUUAUCUAAUCAAAUCAAACUUUAUUUAUAGAGCACUUUUCAGGCAAAAAGAAAUGCAGCACAAAAUCCUUUACAAUUUUACAAUGAAAUCAAAGUCAAAAUUCAGAAAAAUUAUGAAUGAAAACUUAAAUCAACGGCAACAUGUUUUAGACUGCAGGUUAUGAUGCACAAUUCGGAUUUUUUGUUAAAUCCGAUCUUUUUGUGCGGUCGUUCACAUUACAACAAUGAAUGCGGCAUCUAAUGUUAACGGAAUAUGUCCGUGAAGUGACCUGCAUGCUCACAAAGCACAAAUUGCUUUCUGCGCCUGUUUGUGUUGUCAAACAAUGGUGACGUUUGUCGCAUAUUGAUGACGUAUAGGUCGGAUGAACGCGACCUGAGCAUCCACACUGCAGUCACAUCGGAUACAUAUCUGAUUCAUAUCCACAUACAAAAGAGGCCUGGGUCAGAUUUGAAAAAAUCAGAAUUGCACUGUUCACACUUCCAUGAAAAAAUCAGAUAUGUGUCACAUAUGGUUAAAAAAAUCAGAAUUGACCUGCAGUGUGAACAUAGUCUAAGACAACUUUAUUAACCACACCAGGGGCAGUUGAUUUGUUCAGCUUGCAUACUGUCACCCUACAAAAACCCAAGUACACAGAACACACAUAAAGUAUAUACAGAAUGGAUAAAAGUAAAAUACUGUCGAGUGCAGUGGAAUCAAGGACCAAUAAAAAAUUGGUUAAUACAUGGAUUACUAAGAAUACUGGCAAAUAAAAUGUACAUGGUAAAAGAAAUUAAAUCAUAAAGAAUUUAAAAGACGAAUGGGGACGAACUGGGAAUAAAAGACUUAAGAAAACAUUUAGUCUUACAGACAGAUGAGACAUAGCGCUGACGACGACCUGAGGGCAACAAAGAGGACGUGAGAUAAAAUUCAGAAAAUUUGAAAUCAAAUUUUCGAGUUCACAGAAUUGAAUUUGGAAAACCGGAGUCAGAGUGUCGAUUGUGUAAAUGUUCUUAGCUCAGCUUCUCUGUCCCUCUGCCUGCACUGACUUCACACUGACGCAAUAAAAACUCGAGGUCAGCAACAUUUUUAAGAACAUUUCACUCAGAACUACUUCCCCUCUGUUUGCAGCACACAGUUAUUUCCACUUCAGACAUCUGUGUGGUGCACAGAUUUGUUUAAUGCUGAAGCUUUAUCUCCGAGUGUGGUUAUAUCAUUUACAGUAACACAUAAAAACAUAAUUUGAUUUUUUUUCAAAUGUCUAGAGACGACUGGAGGAGAAAUCUAUUAGUUUACAGACAGUCAUGAGUGAAUUUUCUUUUUUAUUUUGAUGCAGUUUUGAUAAAGAUCGUUGUUCCUCCUGCAGGUGGAGCCUCCUAACCCGAUGUACGGGAUGCCUCCCUCUGGCUCCGCUGCUGCUCCUCCUCCCUCCUCCACUCCUGCGUACAUGUUCUCCCAUCAGUACCAGCGUGAGUCCUCUGCUCUAUAUACUCAUUUUACUCUCAAAACAUCCUACUUCUCCUCUUUAAAUCCAUUUACUGUAUGUAAAGAAAGAUGGUGCAUCUCUAACUCCAACCACAGGGGGGAGCUCUAAACAUUUUGGCUUCACUUUAGUGGAGCUGUGAUGUCUCUUAUCUUUCAUACAGCCUUUGUUUAAAAUGAUGGCAAACAUUUUAUUUUGAAAUGUUUGAUCCUUUAACUAACUCUGAUGAGAAUGUCCUGAUGAGUGACCUGUUUGAAUAUUGACAUUUCUUUGCUUGUUUAUCACCUAAAAGCCGAACGAAGAGCAUGUCUGUGUGUUUCUGUUUGAUCUGCUGCAUGAUUCACUCGUUUCUUCACUAACAGCAUCUUGUUUGUAUCCUGUGUGAAUCCCAGGAUACCCUCAGGUCAGCCAGUACCCUCCUGGACCUGGAGGUGCUCCUAUCUAUCACCCUCUUCAGUACUCCUCCUCCUCCUCUUCCUCUGCUGCUGCUCCUCCUGCUGAACCUCCUGGUUUCCUCUCCCAGUACACUCAGCAGCCCGUCCCCUCUCAGCCCGCUCCUCCACUCUAUCCGGGUCAACCUUACAGCAGCCAGUGCCUCUCCUCCUCUCCUCCAUCACAUCCUCCUUUCUUUCCAAACGCUGCACCUUCCUCCUCCUCCUCCUCUUCUUCUUCUUUUUCUGCUCCUGCGCCCCACGGAGCGUCUUUCCAGCAUGGUGGGCCAGGAUCACCUGUGUCGUACAUGCCUCCUCCUCCUCCACCGUGCGGAGUCUCAGGUACACACCCGGACCCCGAGCCGGUCCCGGCCUCUCGGAGAACAGGUCUGCAUGGCUCUGAUCACUGAAAGUCCUCCUCCUCCAAACUCACUCAGCCUGAUUUUAAUAUGACUCCUGAUAUUUUUCCUCUCUUAGGUCUUUAACAUUGAGCUUUGAUAGUGUGUCAUGAUUCAGUAAAGAGGAAAAACGAGCUGCUGGAGUUAUUUGAACAUUUUAAAUCACUCGUAUAAAGCUGUGAUUUUGCUGCUUUUUUAUUUGCUGAAGUCAUUGAUUGGUUGAAAACUUGAAUUUUACCGGAUUGUUUCAAAUUUGUCUUGACGCUGCAGAAAAAAAACUGAUUUGAUGUUUCUAAAAUGACCUCAGUUCAAUCAGAAAAAGGUUCAAUCAACCCCAGAUUUAAGAAAAAAAAAAAAAACGAAUUAAGCGAUGAGCCUACACUUGAAAAAAAUAGGGUUUCUAAAAGAGAGUUGGAUGCAGCUCUGGUGUCUGAAUAUUUAGUAUGAGGCUGAAAAUGUGAGUGUCACAGCAAAAAUAGCAAAAAAUUACAUCAUGCUCAAAUUACAAUUUUUCAAGACCAAACUUGUGAGAGACAAAUAUAUUCAAAGGAAGAGAUAUGUCAUAAUUGAAUAAAAAUUACACUGGAAAAUAACCUGAAGACCAAAGUUGUAACUUGAUCAAAAUGAACUUUUAAAAUUAUAACUGGAAAUAUGAAUUAAGGAGGAUAAAGUUGUGAACUUAAGGGACUUAAAAAGUCUCAAUUUAUAAGAAUAAAACUGUCAAUUUAAAAGAAUAGCAAUGUUUCGACAAUACAUUUUAAGUUUGCAAGAAUGAAGAAGGAAAUUUACGACAACCGAGCAGGAAACCAACGGGAAGGAAGUCCUAAAAUAUUGAUAAAAAUGUGUAAAUUACAGGAGUGAAAUUAAAAAAUUAUAAGAAUAAAGCAGUAAAUUCACAAGAAAAAACACUUAAAUUAUAAACUUGCGAAUAAUCAAGAAACAUUUUGUAAAAUGUAAGAAUUCAAGUUGGUAAUUUACAAAACUACAGCUGUAAAUAUACAUGAAAAUAAAGUAAUAAAUUCAUGAGAAUAAAGUUAUACAUAUAAAAAAUGAAAGUGUAAAUAAACAAUAAUGAAACUCUUAAUUAAUUACUGGGAGGAAAUUUGGAAAAGUCUGCAAAAAAUAAUAGGAUAUCAGAAAACUCAAAACAUUUAAAUUAUUGUAUUUGGGAAACCUAUCAAAUGAUAUAAUAAAAAGAAAAGAUGAGUACUUGGUUAAAAUAUUAUUAUCUGCAAGUAAAAAGGUAAUCACCAGAUUGUGGUAUAAAGCAGAACCACCAACUAGGGUGCAGUGGGUGUGCACUGUUGAAGAGAUAUGUGUAAUGGAGAAACUCACACACAAAUUAAGAUUACAAGAAACACAAUUUACAGAAAAGUUGGAAAAAUAGACCGAUUUCUGGAGGCCAGAAGAAGACACCACCACUAUCAGUGGAUAAUAAGGACAUUGAUAUAAGGAGGAUUUAUGAAUGUGAUCAAUCGUUGUGCCCUGUCACUGUAACUGUUAAAAAAAAAAGAAACUCUUAUUUUUUCAGGACUUAGUUGUAAAUUUACAAGAAUAAAGUUGCAAAUUUAAAAGACUUAUUUCUUCAUACUUUCAGAAAGGUUUUGUUCAUUUAUGCACAAAAAUUAGUCACAUUAGUCACAGGAGGACAGAUUUGUUAUGAUUUAUUCAUUCAUUUUUAUAUAUGAAACCUUUUUUUGCCCAUAUCACCAGAAACUAAAUUUCCCCCCAAAAUUUUCCCUAAAAUUUCAAAUUUUGUGAUCAAAGCUGUGGAUAACAAACUGAUGAUUUUCACUCACUCAGAUUUAAAUCUCAAUUUAAUUUUUGUUUAUUUUUGUACACUGGCAGCGUCAGAUUGAGUGAAUGAUCUGGAUUUUGUUUUCUGUAGGACCUCAGAACGGCUGGAAUGACCCCCCGGCUCUGAGCAGAGCACCAAAGAAGAAGGUAACCCUCUCCAUGAAAAGGUUUUAGAUUGAUCCAGGACUCGUUAGAGAUGAGGGUGUGCUUAAACCUGUUUUCCGUCAUGCAGCAGGCUCCACAGAACUUCACCCCUCCUCCUCCCAUCACCGCUCCUAUCAUGGCUCCUUUGGGCGCGGACCCUCAGGCCCAGCCCGUCCCCCCUGGUCCCCCACAGGCCAUGGUGCAGGGCGGUCCACAAGGAGCCCAGGUCCCUUACUCAGGCAUGCAGCAGCAGCCGCCGCCUCCAACCAUGAACGCUACGAUGCCCAAAACCAGUAUGGAGGGACCACCAGGAGCCCCGACUGGAGAUUUCAUUCAGGUGACACAGACUGACUCUGAAAAUAACCUGCUGUGAUGAUUAUAGAUUAUUUUUACAUUUUUAUUGGGAUUAUGAUCAAUAUCUGCUCUCCCUUUCAGCCUCUGCAGUCGAUCCCCGCUGAGAAGAUCCAGAAGAAACCGAUCCCUGAUGAGCACCUAGUCCUGAAGACCACGUUUGAGGGUCUGAUCCAGAAGUGCUUGGCUGUAGCUUUGGAUCCUGUGAGUCCGUCAAACCAGGAUGAGUUUAUACUGAGUGUAAAAUCAUCAGUUAUCAGACGUGUUAACAUACUUUUUAUCUCCUCACAGCAAACUAAGAGGAAGCUCGAUGACGCCACCAAACGUCUGGAAGCGCUUUACGACAAACUCCGAGAGCAGACGGUGGGUUCAGUUUGGGGUGAAUUAUGGCGCCCCCCUGUGGACAAAAUCUCUAUUAUAUGAUGUAUUCAGAGCAGUGGUAAUCUUUAACAGUAUGUGUCAGGUUCAGGCCGCUUUAGUCGAGUUGGUCUUCGAAAAAUGUGGAUGUCGAUUAAGGAUGUCAAGGUUUGGGUUCCUCUGUUUGUCCCUCCAGCUCUCUCCAGCCAUCGUAGGAGGACUUCACAACAUCGCCAGGAGUAUAGAGUCCAGAUCUUACACCGAGGGCCUCAACAUCCACACACACAUCGUCAGCAGCAGCAACUUCAGCGAGAUCUCAGCGUUCAUGCCUGUCCUCAAAGUGGUGCUGACACAAGCCAACAAAUUGGGAGUCUGAACAGACGGAGAAACCUCCAAACUCCUCAGAGGAGCCGUCGGGCGACGGACGGGUCAGAGGUCGAGCUCAUGUCACAGGGAACUCAGUUUGACUGGCUGAUAGAACGAUGAAGAACUCAGAGAUGUGCGGAAAUCUAGUUUUGAAUCUUUUCUGUGCCAUUCAUGUUUUUUUGUUUUUUUUUAUUCAGGAGCAUCUCCAAACGUAAGCCAUGCUAUUAGUCGACUCAGUGGUGAAAGUAAAUUCUGAGCCUGCCGUGAGGAAAGAGCUGGAGGCCGAUUCAUCGCAGAACCACCGUCAUGCUAACAUUAAAAACAGGAAACGGUUUUUGAUUUUUAAUUCAAACAUGUUGUCAAAGGAAUUCAACGUAAUCGUAAACCUCUAAAACAGCAACUAAAUAAACACUAAAAGUCCUUAGAUAUAAAAAAUGAAUAUAUGUGAAUUUAUAAAAUCUAAUUUUCUGGGACUAGGAUUCAUCAGGAACAGAAACAAAAAGCAACUUUACAGGCAUUUUAGUCAAAAUGUGUUGAGACGAUCAAAACAAAUGAAGUCGCCUUCAGAAUAAAAUUAAUGUAAAAUAAUUAUUAGUCAAAAAACUUGGAUGAAUAGAAUCAAUAGCAGCAACUCCAAACUGUGUGAUCAUGCACGCAAGCAAUCAUUUCAUAACUAUAAGCUUCUUCAGUCUUUAUAAUCAUUUAAUAUUCUUGCACUACAGCAUUAAUCAUACAUGGAAAUAUGUCACUAAUGAGUCUGCAGCUAAAAAUACUGAGUGAGAUUUUCAAAAUGAUGUCAGUGCCCAAGAACAAUCAACAUAUUUGUCAGUUUCUCUGAUUAAAGAGAUUUUGUUUUUAAAUUUGUGAGUUCAAACCCCAAAUAUUUAGUUAAUUUUAUUUCAGCAUCAUGAGACAAUAUCUCAAAAAGAAGAGAUAGUAUUCAAAAAUAAUGGAUUUGCUUCUGAUUUAAAGGGUCCAAAUAAUGAGGUAUUACAUUAGUAAUAAUGAGUUAGUUUUUUUAAGUUAGUUUCAAAUGAUGACAAAACUAUCUGAUCCUAUAAAGGUUUGUUAAACUUUCUCAAACUCAGGACUUUUUAUCUUUAAAUUACAAAUAAAUGGACAUUUUCUUGACAAGAAAUCUCAGUUUGAUGAUAUGAAAUAACAUCUCAAACUAAAUCUAAGUAACUAAAAAGUCCUUCUAUCUCUCAGCAUGUUUCAGUAACUCAUCAGUAAAAAUAUUCUAUAAUUGUCUUUAUGAUGAUUUUCAGGAUCUGUUUUUUCCCCAUUAAAUUGGCAAUAAAAGGCUCCUGUAUUUGUAUUUACUCUCUGUCCCGUCUUACUCUCACCACUGGAGUCACUGCAUACAACACAUAGGACCAAGAUAAAGUCAGUUUGUGGGACAAGUCAGUGCAGUCCCAUCUGUCUACAAAGUUUCAUGUUUUAUUUUUUGUUUUAGUUUAUUUUUCACUGUAAUCAUGCGGCUCAGGAGAGUGCAAUGGACUUUUAAAAGACGAGGCUGUGCUUUUAUGAAAUUUUACAGUAUGCAUGCUUAAACAAACGCUACCAGUCUUCUGUAAACGGCAUUGGCGGUAAUUAUGUACUAAUUAAUCCGACCUCAGAGAGAAACUGGAAGGAGACUUGUACUCGAUUUUCAUUCCAACUAUGAUGAGGGCUGCAGUCUGAGUGGUCAACCUCAGAUUAUGUUGUUAAUAAAGGAAAACAAGUCUUUGUUUCAAGAUUGACCACAUGCAAUAUUUUCAAUAAAUAGUAUUUAUUUACAUUUUGAUUCUGCCUGUUUGUUCUCUUUUUCUUUUGCUUUCAUGAAAUAAAAGAGUGAAGACGACCGCAGCACAAGUGUACAUGCAGGUAACACACUGAAUCCAUUUAAACUGAUACUGAGCCAAACACAUUUACCAAAACUAAACUGAACACAAUGAUUUGGACGUAAAUAAAAAUGUAUUUUGAUUAUAGCCUGUUACGCACAGUAAAUACAUUAUGACAUGGAUACAGUUAGUCUGCUGAGGAUGUGACUACAACUGUAUCCAUAACAACAGUGCACUGCCAAUAAAUAACAGAAUGUUGCUAUGAAGUGUUGACCAAUCAGAAUCAAUCACAUCCAGACUCUGAGACUGCUCCACAGACACUUUUAUCUGUGUUCAGGAGUCAUCUAUUUAUUGAGUCAUCUAUUUAUUGAUUUUUACCAAAGUUAGCAUUUGAAGCACUGCCAAAGAGUCUGAGAAAGACAGUAAGCAAGCUAACCAGAAAUUUUCUGCUCCAUAAACACCAAUUUUAUUAAUUUUUGGUUGCUCAUGUCCCUGCAUCUCUGUCCCGAUACAUAUAGACCCCUUCCAAAAAAUUUGAAUAUCAUGGAAAAGUUUAUUUAUUUCCAUAAUUCCAUUAAAAAAGUUAAACUUUCAUAGAUUAUAGCCCACAAUUAAAACAAUUUAAAGUAUUUAUUUGUUUAUUUUUACAUAAUUUGGGCUUCCAGCUCAUAAAACACCAGGAAAACAGGAAUUCAAAAAAUUAGAAAACUGUGAAGAAACUGGUAUCUGGAAUACAGCACCAACAUGCAAUGCCUUGAGGUAUUUCCCAGGGAUAGCCUGAGAUAACCAAAGUGUGGAAUGUGGGCAUUGUGUCUCUUUUAUGGUACCUGGUCCAAACAUCCUGGCUGUUGAGGGUUUGCAGGUCACAGGUCAGAUAGGUGUACACUGUGUGCAAAAUUAUUAGGCAAGUGAGUAUUUUGAUCAUAUCAUCAUUUUUAUGCAUAUUUUCCAACUCCAAGCUGUAUAAACUUGAAUGUUUAUUGGAUAAAAGCAUAUCAGGUAAUAUGUAUUGGUGUAAUGAGGGAGGCUGGGGCCUAAGGAGAUCAAAACCCUAUAUCAAGGUGUGCAUAAUUAUUAGGCAGCUUCUUUUCCUCAGGUAAAAUGGGCCAAAAAAGAGAUUUAAAUGACUCUGAAAAGUCAAAAAAUGUAAAAAGUCUUUCAGAGGGAUGCAGCACUCUUGAAAUUGCUUAGAUAUUUGGGCGUGAUCACAGAGCCAGCAAACAUUUUGAUGCAAAUAGUCAACAGGGUCGCAAGAAACGUGUUAAGAAAAAAAGACGCAAAUUAACUGCCAAAGAUUUGAGAGGACUUAAACGUAAAGCUACCAGGAAUCGCUUCUCCUCCGGUGCUGUCAUAUUCCAGAACUGCAACCUACCUGGAGUGCCCAGAAGUACAAGGUGUUCAGUGCUCAGAGACAUGGCCAAGGUAAGGAAGGCUGAAACCUGACCACCACUGAACAAGACACAAGUUGAAACGUCAAGACCGGGCCAAGAAAUAUAUGAAGAGAGAUUUUUCAAAGGUUUUAUGGACUGAUGGGAUGAGAGUGACUCUUGACGGACCAGAUGGAUGGACCCGUGGCUGGAUCAGUAAUGGGCACAGAGCUCCACUUCGACUCAGACGCCAGCAAGGUGGAGGCGGGGUACUGGUAUGGGCUGGUAUUAUUAAAGAUGAGCUAGCUGGACCUUUUCGGGUUAAAGAUGGACUUAAAAUCAACUCACAAAUCCAAUGC
Xyrichtys novacula (pearly razorfish) is the source of this 22854-nucleotide messenger RNA. The record is from the annotation of a GenBank genome assembly. Lineage: Eukaryota; Metazoa; Chordata; Actinopteri; Labriformes; Labridae.